Molecule: messenger RNA, 339 nt
Organism: Staurois parvus
Lineage: Eukaryota; Metazoa; Chordata; Amphibia; Anura; Ranidae
Source: the annotation of a GenBank genome assembly
ACCACCUGAUACAGACUGAAUCCAUAUUCACAUGCACAAGCUCACUUUGGUGUGUUUUGGUGGAGAGGUUUUUUUUUUCUUGGGAGGGUGCAUAUAUAGUGAAUGCAGGGUCCGGGGAGACCAGAUAUAGUGAAUGAAGGGUCCGGGAAGACCAGAUAUAGUGAAUGCAGGGUCCGGGGAGACCGGAUAUAGUGAAUGCAGGGUCCGGGGAGACAGGAUAUAAUGAAUGCAGGGUCCGGGGAGACCAGAUAUAGUGAAUGCAGGGUCCUGGGGAGACCAGAUAUAGUGAAUGCAGGAUCCGGGGAGAGCAGAUAUAGUGAAUGCAGGGUCCAGGGAGAG